This is a messenger RNA of Drosophila ficusphila, 1310 nucleotides long. RefSeq names its product degenerin del-1 (gene ppk31). Gene Ontology annotation, cellular component: membrane. The record is from RefSeq and is a predicted model, not a curated record. Bases 15 to 1310 code for a protein of 431 amino acids. NCBI's taxonomy places the organism in Eukaryota, Metazoa, Arthropoda, Insecta, Diptera, Drosophilidae. Gene Ontology annotation, biological process: sodium ion transmembrane transport. The transcript is spliced from 6 exons. Gene Ontology annotation, molecular function: ligand-gated sodium channel activity.
CUGGAUAGUUCACAAUGCACUGCAGCCGACUCCAGGGUUUUUUAUUAAAGAUGAUUCUAUACUUGGUAACCUUUUACCACACGCUGCCCUUCUUUGCAAGUGUCUCCAUGUCAUUGCUGCAUAGCUAUUUUUCCUCGUCGGUCUCUUUCAAUUUGGAUACCAUUUACUUAAACUGGAACUCCACUUUUCCGGCCAUUACUGUAUGCGAGAUAUAUAACGCAGAAAGGAUUUGGGAUCUGAGUGACUCACAUUUUGGCGUGGAGCAUGACAUGCACGUCGAUGAUUUCAUCUCAGAAAUCGUAUUUUACCGUGGUGUUUGCAGCAGCUGCGAGGAUUGCUCCAGGCUUAAAUGUCCUGCCAAUUUUACCCUGCUAGUGGAUGUGUUCCGCACCAAAUGCCACCAGUUGCUGGAUAACUGCACCUACCUAAACGAACUAUUCGACUGCUGUGAUCAGUUUCUGCCAUUGCCCACGGAAUACGGUUUGUGUUACUCCUUCAACUCGCACCAGGCCCGCAAGGUGUCCCACGUGCAGUUCACCAAUAACAGGAUGACGGGACCGGGCCGUCUCAAUUUCCAUGCCGCCGCCGACAUUCAGUUGUACGUGCAUGCCCCGAUUGAUGUGCCCUAUCAGUUUUCGGAGGGCAUGAUCCGGGAAACGGUGUUGCUAGGCCACUACAAGGAGCUGAUCCUCAACGUAAUCGAGGUGCACAACGACGAGAGUGUCCACGACCUGAGUUUGGAUCAGCGGCGAUGUCGCUAUGGCCACGAGCACGUCGAGGAACGGCAGGGCAUCUACGAGUUCUACAGCUACUCCGGAUGCGUGGUUGAGUGCACAGUUCUGCUUCAGCUGGAAAACUGCAACUGCACCAGCCAUUUCAUGGCCCUUCCCGGCCAGAAUACCCUGCCCGCCUGCGACUACCGCGGUCUCAUCUGCCUCACUCGCAUUCGCGACAAGAUCAUGUCGGAGCGUAAGUCCUGCGAGUGCAUGAGCUCCUGCGAGGAGCCGGAGUACAACAUCAUCUACAACUCGGAGGAUGAGGAUGAUGAGGGCUCGGAUGAUGUUUCGAAAAUAGAAGUGGCUCUGGUUGAACUUCCAACUCAACGCUACGUUCGUCGGGUCACAAAAACAAUUUUGGAUUUCUUAAUUUCCCUCGGAGGUCUAGUUGGCCUGUUCUUCAACACAUCCGCUUUGCGAAUAGUGGAGGCUAUCGUUAUCUGUUUGCGAUAUAGAAAAACCAUGGUGAAUUGGGUUAAACGUAUUUGGAUUGGCACGGUGAAAUAUUUACAGAUCUUAGACCAGUCGAAUUAA